UCUCAGGUGUUCUCCGAGUCGCUGUGAGCACGGCGGUCUCUGCAGUCAGUCCUGGACCAUGUUUCACUGUAACUGCUCUGACAGCGGAUACAGUGGAGCCACCUGCCACAGCUCUGUGUACGAGCAGUCCUGUGAGGCGUACAAACACAACGGCAACACUUCGGGACAUUUUCACAUCGAUGUGGACGGCAGCGGACCGAUCAAACCGCAGCUGGUCUACUGCAACAUGACAGAGGAGACCACGUGGAUGGUGAUCCAGCACAACAACACAGAGAUGACCAGAGUCCGACCGUCUGCAGGUGUGAACCAGCGUUCAGUCCACUUUGACUACUCCACGAGAGAGGAGCAGUUAUCAGCAGCCAUCGGCCAAUCAGAGCACUGUGAACAGGAGCUGUCCUACCACUGCAGGAAGUCCCGCCUCCUCAACACUCCAGAAGGCUCUCCGUUCAGCUGGUGGUUCGGUGGUCCUGGUCCCGGUACUCUCCAGACUUAUUGGGGUGGAGCUCAGCCAGGCAGCCAGCAGUGUGCCUGCGGCCUGCAGGGCGUCUGUGUGGACCCACAGCACUACUGCAACUGUGACGCAGACCGCGUGGAGUGGGCGGAGGACUCAGGCCUGCUCACCUAUAAGGAGAGCCUCCCUGUCAGGUCUCUGGUGCUGGGUGACGUCCAGAGGCCGGGCUCAGAGCCGCCUACAGGGUGGGAGCUCUGCGUUGCCAUGGAGACA
This is a messenger RNA of Labrus bergylta (ballan wrasse), 724 nucleotides long. Lineage: Eukaryota; Metazoa; Chordata; Actinopteri; Labriformes; Labridae. The record is from RefSeq and is a predicted model, not a curated record.